Messenger RNA from Camelina sativa (false flax), 945 nucleotides. NCBI's taxonomy places the organism in Eukaryota, Viridiplantae, Streptophyta, Magnoliopsida, Brassicales, Brassicaceae. The record is from RefSeq and is a predicted model, not a curated record.
AUGACUUCUAACCGAAUAAGAAAAGAGCCGGGAGGGGCAUCAAAAGUAAGGAAAAAGAAGAAACAAGAUGCAUUAACAAAAUCAAUGGCUAAUUCGAUGUUGAGAAAGAAAGUAACACAAAGGGAAGACAUUUGUCUAAUAACGAGUCCGGAUCCUGACAUAGUUGCAGUUGUUAAGGAGCGUGAGUGUCAGUGGGCACAACACCGGUUCUGUCUUAGGCAUAUGUGCUUAAAAUUUUAUGAAGUCUUUCAUAACAAUCUCAUGACAGAGUUUGUUUACAAGGCGGGAUCUACGAAGUACGUAUCAAGUUUCGUGAAGUACUUGAAGAAAAUCGAAAAGAUGAACUUGGAGGCUCGAAAAUGGUUAGACAAAAUACCUCUACAUCAAUGGGCUCUGGCUUACGAUGAUGGUGGGCUGAGAUUUGGGAUCAUGACAACAAACACAAUAUCUAGGACAUAUGGAUUCAUAAACAAAGCUCUUGAUCUUCCUAUCACAACCUCCAUCUUGCUAAUUUUUGAUUACCGGGCAGAGCUUUUCAAAUCUCAACGUGGUCUUCUUGGGGAACCACUGAAUGGAAGAGGCCUAUACUCUAAAUAUGUCAUGGAUUUUAUUGAAGAGUGUAAGGAAGCUUCUAGAACGCACGAUGUAUUGCCUCUAGACCGGACGGGGGAGAAGUUUCAGGUCACGGAAGUGAUGCAAGUUAGUCAAAUUAGUGAUCGGGUAUGCAAUUGUGGGGUAUGGCAACUUUACAAGUAUCCAUGUUCACACGUGUUAGCGGUUUGCAGGAGGCUGAACAUUGAUCAUUUGCAGUAUGUUGAUGACUGUUACAGUACCGAAAGUUCUCGUGCAGUUUUAGCAGUUGAUUUCACGCCGCUUCCGGGUGUCUCUGAUUGGCCUGAAGGUUCCAAGAUUGUUUCCUCCCGGAAGUCGUCCGAUAUCAGCUGA